UUUUUUUUUUUUUUUUUUUUUUUUUUUUGUAAUGUAUUGGGUAUUUCUAACGACUACACUUUGGAGAUGAGAGAGAGACAGCAGAAAGAUGUAUAGAAUGGUUAAUAGACGAAAAGAGGCGCGUGGCGUAUGGAGGAUAGCAAUAACUUGGGGCUGAAGAGUUACUGUGGAUGGGGAAAAAUGGCAGAGCAAAAGGGGCUGAGGGCCAUCUUGGCCAAACCUGACGUUCAAUCAAGAUUCUUGUCGGCCGGGAAAGAAUAGCGUUUUGUUUUUCAUUUAGCGUUAAAAAAUAGGACAAAGUAUAAAGUCUAUUCUUGCUUGAAAUGGGUGUGGACUGUUUCCUAGGAGAGAAUGUUGCGUGGCUGCGAAUCGACAAUCAAGACACGAUCGUCCUGAUCAAGUUGCUGUGGCUUUUUAAGAAGUUGGAACAAGAUUUGGAGAAAUUGGAGAAUCCGGCCAUGGCCGGGCCUGGGGCAGAGUUGCUUGCAGCAGUGGCUGCCACGAGAGGCGAGCGUGCGUCGAUCUGUGGAAAAUGGGCGCCAGCCUCACGGGCAACUCAGCACGUGCGUGGCUGGCUGUAGGAAAAUCCGACAGCAAAUGAGACGACAGAACGAAGAGAAGGAACUUUGUGUAGCUGGGGAGAUCGAAUCACAUUGGAUGGCGAAAGGGAAGCAGAAUGUGGAGGCGACAAAGACGGGUUGAAACUCUGGCCCUUCUUCGGGGGUAGGCGAUGGUUUCCAAAUAAACUGGAGAUGGCUACUACGGGAUCUGCCAGUGUCAUGUCACCGCCCUGCCAUCUUAUUCGUGCUGGGUCGUGUGAUGGAGGGUCGCAGAAUCUGGAGAAGGCAGAAUAAGAAAAAGAGGCCGCUGGACCGCUGAACCUUGUUCCGAAGAGGCCGGAUGGACGGUGAUGGUGGUGGUGGCCAGAGGCUCGAUCUGGUGGUCAUUGGCCCGAUUGAGCCAUUGGUUGUCACGCAGAGGGGGUUGGAUUGUACGAUGCUUAGCAAAUUGCACCAGGGAAACAGAGAGAAGAGCGAAAAUACGCAGAGAAGGAAUACGCCCGCUGAAUCAGCCUCUACGCGGAAAACCCGUGGAUC
Messenger RNA from Trichoderma atroviride IMI 206040, 1097 nucleotides. The record is from RefSeq and is a predicted model, not a curated record. NCBI's taxonomy places the organism in Eukaryota, Fungi, Ascomycota, Sordariomycetes, Hypocreales, Hypocreaceae.